Bipolaris sorokiniana ND90Pr is the source of this 243-nucleotide messenger RNA. RefSeq lists its product as uncharacterized. NCBI's taxonomy places the organism in Eukaryota, Fungi, Ascomycota, Dothideomycetes, Pleosporales, Pleosporaceae. Gene Ontology annotation, biological process: microtubule-based movement. Gene Ontology annotation, molecular function: kinesin binding. The annotation marks the transcript as partial. The record is from RefSeq and is a predicted model, not a curated record. Gene Ontology annotation, cellular component: membrane-bounded organelle; cytoplasm; kinesin complex. The transcript has a single exon.
GCUAUAGCUCUAUACAGUGAUGGACGAUAUAAGGGAGCCGAAGAGCUGUUUGUGCAAGUAAUGGAGACUAGGAGGAGAACACUGGGGCACGAGCACCCUCACACGCUUACUAGCGUUAGUAACCUUAGGUCGGUGCUAGAGAGUCAGGACAAGUAUAAGAAGGUAGAGAGGAUGCAUCGACGGGCGCUAGAAGGGUACGAGAAAGCGCUUGGGCACGAGCACCCUAACACGCUCACCUGCUUG